AUGACUCCCCCAGAGGAAGACCCUCUCAACCUCAAACAAUUCAAAACAACUAUCGUCGAACAAAAGAAACAAUGGAUCCCAUACUCCAGCGGCGACGAAAAGCUCAGCGGCUUCUACAAACAGCAGAAUGAAAUGAUCGAAGGGUUUCUUUCCAGCGGUGACGAAGAACGCCUCAAGGCCGAGGAUGAAGCCCAAAACGGCGGCAAAGUCAAGCUAGCCGUGCGUGCCAGCUUCGUGGUCAACUUCUGCCUCUUCAUCAUCCAACUGUACGCAGCUAUUUCUACCGGGUCCCUUGCUCUAUUCGCCACGGCUGCAGAUGCUUUCAUGGAUCUCGUCUCGUCAAUCGUUAUGCUCGUCACAUCGCGCAUGUCCUCGCGCCCAAAGCCAUACAAAUACCCUGUGGGACGCCGUCGAGUGGAAACAAUGGGUGUCAUCAUGUUCUGCGCACUGAUGACCAUUGUAGCAGUGGAGUUGAUCAUCGAAUCAGCCAAGUCCCUUGCAGCUGGCGAGACCGAGUCCAAGCAGUUGGCUCUCGUGCCGCUGAUCUGUGUUGGCGUUGCGAUCUUCUCCAAGUUCGUCAUGUUCUUGUACUGCUUCGGGCUGCGUCGGUACCCGGCUGCACACGUCUUCUACAUUGAUCACCGUAAUGACCUGGCUGUCAAUGGAUUCGGAUUGAUCAUGGCUAUCAUUGGUGAUCGUUUCGUAUGGUACCUUGACCCAAUUGGUGCGUGCUGCAUUGCGCUGCUCAUUCUGUUCUCUUGGGCGUCUACCGCAUUCGAGAAUAUGUGGUUGAUCGUGGGGAAGUGUGCGCCACGCGAGUUCGUGAACAAAUGCAUUUACGUUACUUUGACUCACGACCAGAGAAUCCAGAAGGUGGACACGUGCCGUGCCUAUCACUCCGGGCAACAGCUUUAUGUUGAAGUUGACAUUGUCAUGGACCCGGAGACUAAGCUCCGCGAGUCUCAUGAUGUGAGCCAAGCCCUGCAGCGCAAGUUGGAAGGUCUUGCCGACGUAGAGCGAGCCUUUGUGCAUGUCGACUAUGACUAUGAGCACGAUAUCAAUGAGGAACACAGGCCUCUCUAUGACAUCGGCGGACCCGGACAUUCUAUCAGAGCUUUGUUGAAACGCGUGUUUGCCAAAAAGAAGCAGCAGACGGACGAUGGACCCAUUGUUUAA
Molecule: messenger RNA, 1176 nt
Organism: Penicillium salamii
Lineage: Eukaryota; Fungi; Ascomycota; Eurotiomycetes; Eurotiales; Aspergillaceae
Source: the annotation of a GenBank genome assembly